CAGCAGAGCAGCUCUAGUGCCCCGGGGGUGCUUCAGCAGCGGGAACUGCCCCUGAGUGCGGUUACCAGGCCGUGGGGCUCGAGGCCUCGGAGCAGCAGAGCGCUCCAUGCAGCCUCCUCCCGCUUCCAGGAGGUCAUGCUGACCAGCGAGCGGCCCUUCUCCCGUGUGUCUGACGGCGAUGUGGCGUUCUUCGAGCAGAUAAUGCCAGGCAGAGUCGUCACAAAUGCGGAGGAAUUGAAACCAUUUAACGUGGACUGGCUUAAAUCGGUCCGAGGCUGUAGCAAGCUGAUGUUGAAGCCACAGACAACAGCAGAGGUGUCUCAAGUUCUCAGGUACUGUUACGAGAGGAACCUGGCAGUGAACCCACAGGGGGGUAACACAGGCCUUGUUGGGGGCAGCGUUCCUGUCUUUGAUGAGAUCAUUCUCUCCACUGUUCUCAUGAACCGGAUCACCAGCUUUGACAAGGUGUCUGGAAUCCUUGUGUGCCAAGCUGGCUGCAUCUUGGAGAAGCUCAACGAGUACUUGGAGGAGCAGGGAUUUAUCAUGCCGCUUGACUUGGGGGCGAAGGGGAGCUGCCACAUCGGUGGCAAUGUGGCCACUAAUGCUGGAGGCCUACGGCUCUUGAGAUACGGCUCUCUCCGAGGGACAGUGCUAGGACUGGAAGUGGUGCUGGCUGAUGGCUCAGCUCUGGACUGUUUGGCCUCUCUGCGCAAAGAUAACACUGGCUAUGAUUUGAAGCAGCUUUUCAUCGGAUCUGAGGGGACCUUGGGAGUUAUCACUGCUGUCUCCAUACUCUGUCCUCAGAAACCAAAGGCUGUGAACCUAGCAUUCCUAGGGUGUCAGAGUUUCACUAAGGUUCUGGAAACAUUUACAACCUGCAGAGCCAUGCUGGGAGAGAUCCUGUCUGCCUAUGAGUUCAUGGAUGAGAAGUGCAUGGAAUUGGUUGAAAGACAUCUCAAGCUAUCCAGCCCAGUGACAGACAGCCCUUUUUAUGUUUUAAUUGAAACUUCGGGCUCCAACUCAACCCAUGAUGAAGAAAAAUUGAACAACUUCCUAGAACAAGCCAUGACUUCUGGUUUGGUCACUGAUGGAACUGUGGCAACAGAUGAGAAGAAAAUAAAAACGCUGUGGAGCCUGCGGGAGAGGAUCACAGAGGCCCUUACUCACGAUGGCUGUGUCUACAAAUACGACAUCUCCCUCCCUGUGGGAAAGCUGUAUGAUCUUGUGACUGACACCAGGGCUCGGCUGGGCCUGAGUGCCAAAAACGUGGUGGGCUAUGGCCACUUAGGAGAUGGAAACUUGCACUUGAACAUCACGGCAGAGUCCUAUAACCAUUCCCUGCUGGAUGCCAUUGAGCCGUUUGUGUAUGAGUGGACUGCAAGAUACAACGGCAGUAUCAGUGCAGAGCAUGGACUGGGCUUCAAGAAAAAGCAAUUCAUUCAGUACAGCAAACCCAAGGAGGCAGUUCUUCUAAUGCAGCAUUUCAAAGCCAUGUUAGACCCCAAAGGGAUCCUCAACCCGUACAAGAUGCUGCCCUCCAGUUCCUGA
Molecule: messenger RNA, 1548 nt
Organism: Nestor notabilis (Kea)
Lineage: Eukaryota; Metazoa; Chordata; Aves; Psittaciformes; Psittacidae
Gene: D2HGDH
Product: D-2-hydroxyglutarate dehydrogenase
Exons: 9
Cellular component (GO): mitochondrion
Molecular function (GO): catalytic activity; FAD binding
Source: RefSeq, a predicted model, not a curated record